This is a messenger RNA of Caenorhabditis sp. 36 PRJEB53466, 1266 nucleotides long. NCBI's taxonomy places the organism in Eukaryota, Metazoa, Nematoda, Chromadorea, Rhabditida, Rhabditidae. The record is from the annotation of a GenBank genome assembly.
AUGUGUUUUUGUGGAGAUAAACGUUGGGAGAAGAGUCCACAAUUGCCGUUUUAUGGAAAGGCGUUCCUAGUAAGUCAAAGAUUUCAGAUGUUUUACCACAAAAUGAGUCAUUCAGAUACCGACUGAAUGCACUUGCGCCAUGGUGAUUUACUCGCAGCACCACAAACGUUUGUUUCUCCGAACUAUCCAGCUUCCUAUAUUGCCUGUGAUGUUUAUCUCCUAAAAGCUCCCUUCAAGUUUAUCACAAUAUCUUUUGUUAGUGAAUGUUGCAGCCACAUUAUAACAGUCCAUUUUGAUGACAUCAAUGUGGAGAAGUUUCAUAAUCAUCUGAGUUUUUAUGAUGGUUUUAGUUCGGAAACUCCUCUCAUCAAAAAGUGUGUUGGCACAGAAUUUCGGUUGAACAAGUAAUUUAUUUCAGACUAUCAGGAACGCAAAAGAACACUACUUUCUCAUCUUCCAGUGAUGUAAUGUUUGUUCCCUUCUCAUCUGACGUUCAUGGCACUAAACGUGGAUUCCAUUUCAACGUCUUUGCGGGUUUUUGAAUGGUUUAUUAAUUUUUUUAGCUAAUACCAAUUUCAGUUCCAAAUGAAUUGAGCACAAAUGCAAAAGUGGAUUCAUCAGGAUGUUGGCAUCCUCAUCUCUUGUUCCUUCUGUUUUUAAUCGUCCACACAGUAGUCGUCGUGGUUGGAACAUACAUUUUCAACAAUCGAAAGUUAUCUGCUCGUUUGAGAAGAACUUUUAAUCCAGCCGCUAAUCCAGUUGUCCUUUUUCAAUCUGCUGAUAAUGAGUGAGUUGCUUUUUGACUAGAAAUUCGUUCUAACCGACCAUUUUCGUUUUAGGUCGGUUGUGACAUUUGUAAAUUGAGCAGAAAAGACCACUCACUAUUGAUUUUCAAAUUUCAUGGCGGUCUUUGUCAUUUCACUUUCUUCAUUGCUGUGUACGUGUUUUCCUGAAACAUUGUUAGCAAUUGAACUUUUUGACCAAAAUGUAUUUUUCUUGUCGUAAAUAAAUUUUUUCAAAGUAAGAGGAUAGAAAAUGACUUGAUCUCUCUUUUUACUCUUGGAAUGAAGUUUUGCUCUCCGGUUUGCUUUUCGGCCCAAGGGCGAUAAUUUCCUCUUGCCGUACUUGUCCGUUGCAGAAAAUGGAAUGGUGAAGAUAACAAUAAUAAAUUCAGUUAAAGCACCCUAAUUCCGUGGAAAGUGAGUUAAACGGAUUAAAAUCAGUUUUCAUAGAGGGAUUGUUUUAGGUACAAUGGCUCAAUGCUAA